Messenger RNA from Pecten maximus, 2646 nucleotides. Its product is annotated as gamma-interferon-inducible lysosomal thiol reductase-like. The transcript has 7 exons. Lineage: Eukaryota; Metazoa; Mollusca; Bivalvia; Pectinida; Pectinidae. The record is from RefSeq and is a predicted model, not a curated record. Gene Ontology annotation, molecular function: oxidoreductase activity, acting on a sulfur group of donors, disulfide as acceptor. Bases 34 to 816 code for a protein of 260 amino acids.
AUAGAAGUCAUGUGAUGUAAAUAAGAGAACAAGAUGGUGGGAUAUGGGUGGUUUGUAAGUCUUGCCUUCCUGAUUACGGUAUCUACUAGUACUAUCGACGGGAGGGAGUGCAAUUUCCCGCCAAGUCUGUGGUGUUCAUCUGAUGAAAUAGCUGCCGCAUGUCAGGUAGUUCAGCAGUGCAGGCAGUACCGAACAUCACUGGAGGACACUGCAGCUCAGCCGGUACAGUUUACUCUUUACUACGAAACACUAUGUCCCGACUGCCAGAACUUUUACAGGAAACAACUCUACCCAGCGUACAAAAAUGUUGGAGACAUAAUGAACAUAACAUUGGUACCAUAUGGAAAUGCACAUGAGAAAAAAUCUUCAGAGGGCAAGUGGCAGUUCCAGUGUCAACACGGAGAACAGGAGUGUAUCGGCAACAUCAUAGACGCGUGUACCAUCAGUAUGGUGAAAAACUUCACCAUAUAUUUUCCUUUUAUUAAUUGUAUGGAGGAGAAGUUGUACGAAGGAGACAUCAACCCGCCACAAGCAGCUGAAAAGUGUGCAAAACAGUUCAGUCUGAAGGAAAUAGAUGGUAUCCUGGCGUGUUCUCGGAGUGAUACUGGAAUCAUGUUGGAGCACCAGAUGGCACUGAAAACGGAUGCUCUGCAGCCACCGCACACUUACGUACCCUGGGUUGAACUGAAUGGGGUCCAUACUGAUAGGAUACAAAAGGAAGCAGAGAACAAUUUGAUUAACCUCAUUUGUGACACAUAUAUGGGUGUAAAGCCUCCAGCAUGCCAGAAAAAAAUGAAGUACAAACAUAGAAUUUAGAUGGAAUCUUUGGAAUAUCAGCAGAAGAAUUUUCCUGAAUGAAUUCAAAAUAUUUGGUUUCCUGUGGCCUGGUGCCAAAGAAAUUCAACAGGAAACGGAUUUUGACACCUUUAUAACACAAUUUUCAUACCUUAAACAUCAAGUGUCACAGCUUUUUUUAUUGUAACAGCUAGGACAACAAUCAAACACUAUAUACUCUAUAUUUAAUUAUGUUUCAAUUUGACACCUUUCGAUAUUUACUAUGACCCAAUGUAAUACCUGCAGGACUCAAAUUCUCCUCACAGGAAUGCAUUUCUAACUACCCUUCUCAUACACAACUCUACACUGAUGGUUCUAAAAACGGUGGGAAAGUGGCGGCAGCCUGUCGUACUGUUUAUUAUAACUGCACUUCAGUUCGACUACCAGACGAUGCCUCCAUCUUUUUUGCUGAAGCAUGUGCCAUUGGUUUGGUCCUCGACCAUAAUGAUGACCACCGCAUGCUGACUCUUUCUGCCCACUAAUGUUUACUGUUACGAGAUCCUUAAAACACUGGUACACUUUGUACGUAUACUAAACCUUGUUUUUGUAUCUCGUAACUUUAAAAAAUGCAACUUUGGAUUCCAAGCCAAAUCGAAUUUGUUGACAAAGAAGAAAAUAAAUGCUUUAAUUCUCCAACACACAAAUAUCAAACUGCCAUAUUGAUAUUUUAAACCUGUUAUUUGUACAAGUAUUCAAAAUAAAUAGCAGCAACGCUGGUCUCUCGAGACAAAUAACGACCUUUUUAAAUUACAACCAAAUUUUAAAACAUUCAAUCCCAGUCGGAAAGAUCGCAGAGUGGGAGUUGUCUUCUCUCGGCUCCGUACUGACCAACAUAUCUUACUCAUUCAAGAACCCCUUUCAGCUCCUACCUUUUAAAACUAGGUCCAUCUACAAGCCAUGAAUGUGACACCCGAUUUACAGUGGAACAUUUUUAAAUCACCUGGUCCGUGGCGUCUUGCAUCGAGCCGUCAACAAUUGAAUUGGGCAUGAAGGUAGGAGCUGAAAGGGGUCCAUUUGGCUAUUUUGAUAUUAAUGUAUGACAUUGAUAUUUCAGUGGUUACAUCCGUUAGUGACUGAGAUUCAAAUUUAUACAAAUGAUGGGGCUGACCCACCAGGGGCCUGAGGGGCAGGGCAAAGAGUGGUUCAUUGGGCAAUAAUUGAUAUCAAUGACUUCAUCUCUGGAACUCUGGAUCAAACUCUGGCAUCAUCCUACUGGUCAAUACAAUGACACUGGGCAUCAUCCUAUUGGUCCAAUACAAUGACACUGGACAUCAUCCUACUGGUCCAAUACAAUGACACUGGGCAUCAUCUUACUGGUCCAAUACAAUGACACUGGACAUCAUCCUACUGGUCAAUACAAUGACACUGGACAUCAUCCUACUUGUCAAUACAAUGACACUGGACAUCAUCCUAUUGAAAAUUAAAAGUUAUUUAAAGAACUUUCCCACUGAAGAGGCCUGAUAUUGACUGUUCAUAGGGUCAAAACCGAGGAAUUAAAUUUACUUUGAUAUUUGAAUCAUUGGUAAACAGCCUAGCAUCCUCUUAAAUCGCUUCGCUAUGAAGUUUCAUUAGCAGUAGGAGGUGAAUGAUACAUGACCAUUUGGCUUCUUGCUAUGUUUCAGGGUGUAAAGCCUCCAGCAUGCCAGAAAAAAAUGAAGUACAAACAUAGAAUUUAGAUGGAAUCUUUGGAAUAUCAGCAGAAGAAUUUUCCUGAAUGAAUUCAAAAUAUUUGGUUUCCUGUGGCCUGGUGCCAAAGAAAUUCAACAGGAAACGGAUUUUGACACCUUUAUAACACAAUUUUCAUACCUUAAA